AAGGGCGGAAAAAUAACUAGUAAGGGCGGAAAAAGAGCUGCUUGUUUGUGUUUUGCUUCCAAAGGGAAGUUGCGAGAAGAAAGGGAGGAAGACGUGACGGCGGUGCAUUUCCCAACUCAUUUCUUCCUCCACGACAGAUGAGCACCGAAUCUGUGAGGACAUCUGAACACAUUUGACGUUCUAAAGCGUCGUCUGGCUCACAGCGAAAGGUGCCAAUCGCGAGCGUUGCGAUCCGAGCGGCGAGGUCAUGGCCGGCAGGGGCGGGGCGACCAGACCCAACGGCGCUAACAAGAUCUGCCAGUUUAAGCUGGUGCUGCUGGGCGAGUCGGCCGUGGGCAAGUCAAGCUUGGUGCUGCGCUUCGUCAAGGGACAAUUCCACGAAUUCCAGGAGAGCACAAUUGGAGCGGCCUUCCUCACCCAGACGGUGUGUCUGGACGACACCACGGUCAAAUUUGAGAUUUGGGACACCGCGGGCCAGGAGCGCUACCACAGCUUGGCGCCCAUGUACUACAGAGGCGCGCAGGCCGCCAUCGUGGUCUACGACAUCACCAACGAGGAGUCUUUUGCACGGGCAAAGAAUUGGGUGAAGGAGCUGCAGAGGCAAGCCAGCCCGCACAUCGUCAUCGCCUUGUCGGGCAACAAGGCCGACUUGGCCUCGAAGAGGGCGGUCGACUUUCAGCCAAACGAUUGCCCAAGACGGAGCCCCAGUCGGCGGGCGCCAACAGCGGCGGGCGAAACCGCGGCGUGGACCUGGCGGAGGCGGCGCAGCCCGCCAAGGCGCCGUGUUGCAGCAACUAGAGCGCGGCCGAAAGCGGCUCGGAACCUAUCGUCAUGCGCGUCAUCCUUUUCCAUGUCACCCCAUCUCCUGCAUCCUCCUCUCGAACACCAACUGCCCUCACGACGUCCAUCAACCUUCUCUUUGGUCUUCCUCUCGCUCUCUUGCCUGGCAGCUCCAUCCUCAUCACCCUUCUACCAAUAGACUCACAAUUUCUCCUCUGGACGUGUCCAAACCAUCCAAGUCUGCGCUCUCUAACUUUGUAACUUAAUUUUGCCGGACGUUGUUAACCCGGGCCACGACCGAUCCGGUAUGGAAUUCGUUGGAUGAACGCUCAUAUUUGUUUGCCAAAGUUUGAAGCCGGAUGCCCUACCUGACGCAACCCUCUGCAUUUAUCCGGACUUGGGACCGGCCUACAGUUUGCACUGGCUUGUGCCCCCCAUAGGGCUGCAUUAGCAUUCUAUAAUAUUAUACGUUAUAAAAAUAUUCAAUAAAAAACACAAUUCAUGAGAAAGUAAAUCAUUUGUACAUCUUGAAAAUUCAAUGGGCAUUGUGCUGCUCCUCCCGGUGUGUGCACCUUGGCCACCAGGAAGCAGUAUAAUACGUACAUAAUAAAUACACGAAGAAGACGGCCACAACCGCUCAGUAAGCUGCAGUCAUAUUAGUCGUUUUUUGCGUUGAAUAAAGAAUGCAUAUGCAUUA
Messenger RNA from Phyllopteryx taeniolatus (common seadragon), 1477 nucleotides. RefSeq names its product ras-related protein Rab-5A-like. Gene Ontology annotation, molecular function: GTP binding; GTPase activity. The record is from RefSeq and is a predicted model, not a curated record. Bases 248 to 979 code for a protein of 243 amino acids. The transcript has 6 exons. Lineage: Eukaryota; Metazoa; Chordata; Actinopteri; Syngnathiformes; Syngnathidae.